AUGUUUGACGAUAAAAGCAAAAAACUCGAAAAACCAACCGUUUACGCCCUAGAAAACGGGGUUGCCUAUCCUCAUCACCCAUACAGCUCCCAAUACUCAAGACCUGAUGGUCCAUUAUUACUUCAAGAUAUCAAUCUAAUUGAAACUCUUGCUCAUUUCGACAGAGAAAGAGUCCCUGAACGUGUUGUCCAUGCUCAUGGUGGUGGUUGCAGAGUUGAAUUCGAAUUGACUGAUUCAUUAAGUGACAUAACUUUUGCUAAACCAUACCAAGAAGUUGGUUACAAAUUCCCUGGUGUCGUUAGAUUUUCCACUGUCGGUGGUGAAAAGGGUAGUGCUGAUACCGUUAGAGAUCCAAGAGGUGCUUCUUUCAAAUUCUAUACUCCUUGGGGUAACCACGAUUGGGUCUUCAACAAUACUCCUGUUUUCUUCAUUAAAGAUGCUCUUAAAUUCCCUCAUUUCAUUCAUUCUCAAAAGAGACAUCCUCAAACGAACUUGAACGCGGCCUCUGAUAGUUCCAUGUAUUGGGAUUAUUUGACACAAAAUCCAGAAUCUAUCCAUCAAGUCACUUAUAUGUUUGGUGAUAGAGGUAUUCCAAAGAAUUGGGCUGAAAUGUCUUCUUAUUCAGGUCAUGCCUUUAAAUUCAUUAACAGAAAGGGUGAAAUUACAUACGUACAAAUCCAUGUCAAACCAGAAAAGGAUUUCACAACGUUAUCAGUAGAAGAAGGGAAUGAGUUAGCUGGUAGCAAUCCAAAUUAUAAUCAAGAAAAAUUAUAUGAACAAGUUGCUAGUGGUACAGCUCCAAAAUUAGAAUGUUUCAUUCAAACUAUGACCCCAAAGCAAGCUGAAUUAUUUAGAUAUUCCAUCAAUGAUUUAACUAAGAUUUGGCCACAUAAAGAUUUCCCAUUGAGGAAAUUUGGUGAAAUUAGAUUCACUGAAAAUGUAGAAAAUUUCUUUGAAGAAAUUGAACAAAUUGCAUUUUCUCCAAGUAAUACUUGUAUUCCUGGGAUUGAACCUUCAAAUGAUCCUGUCUUACAAAGUAGAUUGUUUUCAUAUCCUGAUACUCAACGCCAUAGAUUAGGUGGAAACUAUAAUCAAUUACCUGUUAAUCGUCCAAGAAAUGUUGUAUGUCCUGUCACGGGUAAGAGAAUGGCAGGUAAUGGUGGCGUUGGCUCAUUGAAUGGUACCCCCCUAGAAUGUCCAUAUAAUCCUGCUAAUUAUCAUAGAGAUGGUACAGCUACAUUAUACAAUUAUGGUAAUCAACCAAAUUUCAUCUCUACAUUACCAUCAGCAAAUAUGAAAUUUGCUAAUUUGACUUUAGAUGAUGAUAAAGUAGAAGAUUCCAAAUAUCAAGGUGUCGUCUUGGAAGAUGCUGUUAAAGCUGAUGUUAAGAAACAAGAAGAAAAAUUUUUGGAACAUGAAAAUGUUAUUAAUAAUAAGAUUAAUUCUUACACUUAUGUUAAUGGGGUUUCACCAUUAGAUUUUGAACAACCAAGAGCUUUGUACGAAAAUGUUUUCAAUGAUGACGAUAAGAAGACUUUUGUUAAGAAUGUUGUAGAUCAUGCAUCUACUUGUAAGACUGAAAUUGUUAAAGUUAGAGUUGCUCAAUAUUUCGGUUUAUUGAAUAAAGAUCUAGGCAGUCAAAUUGCUGAAGGUUUGAAAGUCCCAUGGAAGCCUGUUGAUUUUGAAGGAUAUGCCAAGGCAAUUGGUAUGGCACCUCCAAGCUAG
Naumovozyma dairenensis CBS 421 is the source of this 1725-nucleotide messenger RNA. RefSeq names its product catalase T (gene CTT1). The transcript has a single exon. The record is from RefSeq and is a predicted model, not a curated record. Gene Ontology annotation, molecular function: heme binding; catalase activity. Gene Ontology annotation, cellular component: cytoplasm; peroxisome; mitochondrion. Lineage: Eukaryota; Fungi; Ascomycota; Saccharomycetes; Saccharomycetales; Saccharomycetaceae. The coding region runs from base 1 to 1725 and encodes 574 amino acids. Gene Ontology annotation, biological process: hydrogen peroxide catabolic process; response to hydrogen peroxide.